Molecule: messenger RNA, 2400 nt
Organism: Fusarium coffeatum
Lineage: Eukaryota; Fungi; Ascomycota; Sordariomycetes; Hypocreales; Nectriaceae
Exons: 3
Coding region: 1-2400 (799 amino acids)
Biological process (GO): transmembrane transport
Molecular function (GO): oligopeptide transmembrane transporter activity
Source: RefSeq, a predicted model, not a curated record
AUGGCGCCCUCUCUGUUUCGCAAGCGCCACGAGGCCGAGGACAUUAUUCCUAUCCCAGGUCCUCUCGAGACUGUCUCCGCCUCCGGUCGCGAUUAUCUCGAGAACCUUCAGCAAUUCGAAAAGUCGCACAAAUUUGACCCCAACUUACCCAUCGACGACCUCACAGAUGUGGACGCCGCUAUCGCGACAGGAAAUGCCGAGAAGGGGAUUGAGAUUGAGCACGCGCUCAUGGAAGACAACAGUCCUUAUCCCGAAGUCCGAUCUGUUGUCCGAAACUACGAUGUCGAUGUUCCCGCCAACACUAUUCGCGCCUGGGCGAUUGGCCUGAUUCUAUGCACCAUCGGCUCCGGUGUUAACAUGCUCUUCUCAUUAAGAAAUCCCAGUGUUACGGUCACCACCUAUGUUGUUCAGCUUGUCGCCUAUCCGUUUGGUCUCGGCUGGGAUUUGAUCAUGCCAGAUCGUGAAUGGAACAUGUUUGGCCUCAAAUUCAACCUCAAGCCAGGGAAAUUCAACUACAAGGAGCAUGUGGUGAUUGUCGCCAUGUCUAAUGCUGCUUAUGGUGGUGGUGUUCUCUAUGCAACCGAUGUACUUCUUGCCCAACAGGUUUUCUACGGCCAAAAGUUCGGUUGGGCGUUCCAGAUCCUAUUUGGAAUUACGACUCUCUGUACCGGUUAUGGAUUGGCAGGUCUUGCCCGUCGCUUCUUAGUGUGGCCUGCUGCCAUGAUCUGGCCUACCGAUCUAGUCAACUGCGCAUUGUUUUACACGCUUCACGACCACUCCGGCUCUGACCCCACCAAAACCAACGGCUGGAAGAUGGGACGUUAUAGAUGGUUUCUGAUUGUGGGCUGUGGAGGCUUCGUUUGGUACUGGUUCCCCGGCUGGAUCUUCAAGGGCCUGUCCUACUUUACUUGGGUUUGCUGGCUUGCGCCUCAUAACGUCACAGUCAACAAGCUCUUUGGCGGCAUGACUGGCUAUGGUUUGAUGCCUACAUCCUUCGAUUGGACCGUUUACAGCGGGUACCUACAGUCUCCUUUGAUCCCGCCUUUCCACGCCAUUGCCAACGUUCUCGUGGGUAUUGUCGUUUUCUUCAUUUGCAUUUCCAUGGGCAUUCAUUUCACCGGUACAUGGUAUGCGGAUUACUUCCCCGUACAGUCAUCCGAGUCCUACGAUAACACGGGCGCCAUCUACAACGUCUCGAGGAUCCUCGACGGGAACUUCCACUUCAACGAGACAGCGUACAAGGAGUACUCGCCGCUUUUCCUGCCAACGCAAUUCGCCCUUUCGUAUGGACUGUCUUUCGCGGCUGUGACAGCUGUUGUCGUACACGUUGUGCUCUACCAUGGGCAUGAGAUCUGGAGACAGUUCAAGCUUGCCCGUAACCAGGAGGAUGAUGUUCACAUGCGCCUGAUGAAGAAGUACCGAGAUGCAGAGGACUGGUGGUAUGCUGCUCUAUUCAUUGUCAUGGUAGCGAUCUCAAUCGGUGUCAUUGCUGGCUGGCCAACAGGCUUCCCUGUCUGGGCUUACUUCAUCUGCCUCCUCAUACCCGUGUUGUGGCUGAUCCCCAUUGGUGUUGUCCAGGCUAUCACCAACAUCCAGCUCGGCCUUAACGUUCUGACAGAGUUUAUCAUUGGUUACAUGGUUCCGGGUCGCCCCAUGGCUAUGAUGAUGUUCAAGAACUACGGUUAUAUCUGCAUGGGCCAGGCACUUUACUUCGCCCAGGAUCUCAAGCUCGGGCACUACAUGAAGGUCCCUCCUCGAGUCAUGUUCUCGUCGCAGCUUGUGGCGUCGAUCUGGUCAGCUAUUGUGCAGAUCUGUGUCAUGAACUGGGCUCUUGGGCACAUUCCCGACGUCUGUUCUAUCGACCAACCCAACAACUACACAUGCCCAGGCGGUCGUGUAUUCUACACGGCUUCUGUCAUCUGGGGAGCCAUUGGCCCAGCCCGUAUCUUUAGCCACGGCGCGAUAUAUUCUUCCCUCCAGUGGUUCUGGCUGGUUGGUGCUGUCACACCUAUUAUCACAUGGCUCCUGGCUCGCAAGUGGCCGCGCUCAAUAUGGCGAUAUGUCAGCACCCCCCUGAUUUAUGGAGGUGCCGGCAUGUUGCCUCCAGCUUCUGUUUAUAUCUAUCUCUGCUGGGGCAUUGUCGGUGCUUUCUUUAACCGCUUUAUCAAGAGGAGAUAUACUGGCUGGUGGCUCCAGUACAACUACGUCACCUCGGCAGCUCUGGAUUGCGGUCUUAUCAUGUCGACCAUGGUAAUCUUUUUCACACUGUACCUGACGAGCGCUUCUCCUCCCAACUGGUGGGGAAAUUAUGGUGCUCUGGAGACGAUGGAUUGGAAGACACAUGCCAUUUCGAAAUCGGUGCCUGAAGGAACCACCAUUGGACCCUCCUCGUGGAACUGA